Molecule: messenger RNA, 764 nt
Organism: Ziziphus jujuba (common jujube)
Lineage: Eukaryota; Viridiplantae; Streptophyta; Magnoliopsida; Rosales; Rhamnaceae
Product: histone H2AX
Exons: 2
Coding region: 153-578 (141 amino acids)
Cellular component (GO): nucleosome
Molecular function (GO): DNA binding; protein heterodimerization activity; structural constituent of chromatin
Source: RefSeq, a predicted model, not a curated record
CAUUUCACAAAGAGGCUUUCUCGCUCGCCCUAUCUUCUUCAGUCCCAUACCCACUGCUUUUGAUCUGUCGUCCGCGAGAAGCUAGGGUUAGGGUUUUCUUUUUUUAUACGAAUCUUGUAUAAUUUGUUGAUAAUCUUUAAAGAUCGUAAAAAAUGAGUUCGACGGCUGCUGGGUCUACAAAGGGUGGCAGAGGUAAACCCAAGGCCUCCAAGUCUGUGUCGAGGUCGCACAAGGCGGGGCUUCAGUUCCCGGUCGGUCGGAUCGCUAGGUUUUUGAAGUCUGGAAAGUACGCCGAGCGUGUCGGUGCCGGAGCUCCCGUCUAUCUCUCUGCUGUUCUCGAGUACCUUGCUGCUGAGGUAUUGGAGCUUGCUGGAAAUGCUGCAAGAGAUAAUAAGAAGAAUCGUAUUGUUCCAAGGCACAUUCAGCUUGCGGUGAGGAACGAUGAGGAAUUGAGCAAGCUUUUGGGUUCGGUUACCAUCGCUAAUGGAGGAGUUCUACCUAAUAUUCAUCAGACCCUUCUACCGAAAAAGAUGGGAAAAGGGAAGGGAGACAUUGGAUCUGCUUCCCAGGAGUUUUAGUGUAGGGUAGUUUUGAGUUUUUUGGUGGACGGGGUUUGUUACUACAUGUAAUAUGAAUGGAUUUUCUUUUUCUUUUUUUCAUUUUUCUUCCUUGUAAUGUUUUGGCACAUGGGUUUUCUUUGCCAAUGAAAUGAAUCUAUUAGGAAUCUUUGAGCGUUUUGGUAAAUGGAUCAAUUUGAUUUUGUA